Molecule: messenger RNA, 153 nt
Organism: Penicillium oxalicum
Lineage: Eukaryota; Fungi; Ascomycota; Eurotiomycetes; Eurotiales; Aspergillaceae
Exons: 3
Coding region: 1-153 (50 amino acids)
Source: RefSeq, a predicted model, not a curated record
AUGUCGGAUCGAAAAAAAAUCUCUUACCGAUACACCACGGUGGAGGCGUGGCAGGAGCUCGAUGAGAAAGUCCGAGACAUCAUCACGGAAGAUACGGGCAAAGAUAUCUGGAUGUCGACAAAAAGCCUACCCCCAAUCAGUUUCCCUCCGUAA